GAGCUUUUCCAGACUGAAGCUGAGGACUUGGCAAGAAAAGACAAGAUGUCUCCUGAAUCAAAAAAACUUUUCAACAUAAUUAUUCUGGGAGUCUCAUUUAUGUUUAUAUUCACUGCUUUCCAAACAUGUGGAAAUAUUGCGCAAACUGUUAUCACAAAUUUAAACAACACUGAUUUUCAUGGCAGUGGCUACACAAGCAUGUCCAUUAUUUAUGGGGUAUUCUCUGCAUCAAAUCUUAUAUCGCCUUCAGUGGUUGCAAUAGUAGGACCUCAACUCUCCAUGGUUGUUAGUGGCAUAUUUUAUAGCCUAUACAUUGCAGUUUUUAUCCAGCCUGCUACAUGGGCUUUCUACACUGCUUCUGUUUUUAUUGGCAUUGCGGCUGCUGUACUCUGGACGGCACAGGGAAAUUGCUUGACUGUAAAUUCUGAUGAAAACACCAUUGGAAGGAACAGUGGAGUAUUUUGGGCACUCUUGCAGUCCAGCUUGUUUUUUGGAAACCUCUAUAUAUACUUCGCUUGGCAAGGAAAAACUCACAUAUCAGGGAGUGAUCGUAGAACUGUCUUCAUUGCUCUGACUGUUAUCAGUCUUGUGGGCACAGUUCUGUUCUUUCUGAUUAGGAAGCAAGAGGACACAAAAGCUCCAGGGGAGGAAGAUUCUGCUAAUGAAAUCUUGGGGGACAGCUCGUCUGCACAAAACAAAAUGGCGAGAGCAGUGGCUGCCUUCAAGAAAUCCAUAAAGCUGAGCUUCACCAAAGAGAUUAUGCUUCUCAGUGUUACAACAGCCUAUACAGGCUUGGAAUUAACAUUCUUUUCUGGAGUAUAUGGAACAUGUAUUGGUGCAGUGAAUAGGUUUGGCAGUGAAGAGAAAAGCCUUAUUGGUCUUUCUGGUAUUUUUAUUGGUGUUGGAGAAAUUUUAGGUGGAGGAAUCUUUGGUUUACUGAGCAAGAAUAAUCGCUUUGGCAGGAACCCUGUUGUGAUGCUAGGCAUUGUUGUCCAUUUCAUAGCCUUUUAUUUAAUUUUUUUCAACAUGCCAAAUGAUGCACCUAUUGCGCCUAUGCAAGGAACAAAUGAUGUUGCUUAUAUGAUUCCAAGCAAAGAGGUGGCCAUAUUCUGCAGCUUUCUGUUGGGCUUGGGGGACAGCUGUUUUAACACCCAGCUCCUCAGUAUUUUAGGAUUCCUGUAUUCAGAAGACAGUGCUCCUGCCUUUGCCAUCUUUAAGUUUGUUCAGUCCAUCUGUGCUGCAGUUGCAUACUUCUACAGCAACUACUUCCUUCUGCAGUGGCAACUCCUGAUCAUGGUGGCUGUGGGCUUCUUUGGAACAAUUACUUUCUUUACAGUGGAGUGGGAAGCAGCAGCAGCUCUUGUUGCCCGUGGCUCGGACUACAACAGCAUUUGAUCUAGAUACC
This is a messenger RNA of Phaethon lepturus (White-tailed tropicbird), 1405 nucleotides long. RefSeq names its product major facilitator superfamily domain containing 11 (gene MFSD11). The record is from RefSeq and is a predicted model, not a curated record. The coding region runs from base 46 to 1395 and encodes 449 amino acids. The transcript has 13 exons. Lineage: Eukaryota; Metazoa; Chordata; Aves; Phaethontiformes; Phaethontidae.